Molecule: messenger RNA, 267 nt
Organism: Racocetra persica
Lineage: Eukaryota; Fungi; Glomeromycota; Glomeromycetes; Diversisporales; Gigasporaceae
Source: the annotation of a GenBank genome assembly
AUGGAGGGAACCAUUCCAGAAGAAGAGAAGUCACUUCAAAAGAAGAGAAAUCACUUCAACUGGAACGAAAAGAAGAUCUCCCAAAAGAAAAGCAUUCCAGAAGAUGAAGAUCCUCCAAAAAGAAGAUACUUCGGGGGUUAUUUCAGUGGAGAAGAUACUCCGAAAGAAAUAAAAAAAGACAACACCACGCAAGCAGGUGAAGCUCUCUCAAAUGAAGAAAAAAGCAUAAGUAGAAAAUUUUCAUACCAUCCUUGCUUUUCUUCAUAG